AAACACCAUGCUUCACGAUGACUACUUUCCUCCUCCAUGGCAGGCCCAGUUCCGGAAGUUGUCCGAACAGGUGCGAGAGGUCAGUAUGGAAUUCUCCCGGCGCUUUAGACCCGCCUCUGCCAUACAGUCCUCUUACUAUUUGGAUGGUCAACCUGUUACCCGCCCGUCGGCUAAGAACUCCACCCACGUCUACCGUUCCCAGCUAGCCUCCAGUCUGAGAGCGUUCCAGAAGAGAGUUCCCAGGGAACCGCUGGAUGUUGAAGAGACCCAGGUGUUACACUGUCGUCCCGUCAGUUCGUGCUCUAACAACAGAAAAGAAGGCACAACUGGCGGCCAACGGUAUUUAUCCUCGAAGAGUAAGGGAGUUAUGAGGUCAGCCCGUCCUAAGUCUGUCCCUGCCCGAUCAUACCACAGCACAUCCACGGAUCAAGCUCAAGAUCCUGUUGGCGACUACUUUAGCACCAUCGACUCACAGCUACUGUCUCGUUUAGUGCUUCUAAAGAGACCCCAUUCCGCCUAUGGUGAUCGCGUGCCGUCUUUAGACAGUCUGACGUCUGGCGGAUCACCCACAGAGAAUACAACUCCGCGGAGACAAAAUAGAUCUGGGGAGGAUGUGAGCUCGAUGAGCGGGCUAGAGAGUAACCUGACGGACGACAGCGACUACCCGGACGAUGAGGCCGGUAAAGGGGAGGAGCCACUUCUGGACAGGCAUCGGGACAUCGCCCAAAUGACUCUGAGACCCGAGAAAUGGGAUGACAUUUACAACCCACCCACGCGAAAUGAUCCAAGAAGAUUUGACUUUGACGCCGAAACCAUCGACCUUCCCGAAUACGAGUUUGCUGACCCUUUGCCGGAUUACUGCGCUGGCCUUGACCUCCUAGCAGUGAACUCGCCCCAAAAUCCUCUCAACAUGGUGGCUAAGGAAACAGGUGAUAGCCGCCUGUUAAUUCAUCUCAUUAAGCGAUUAGCAGACAUGGAAAAGUACCAGACAGAGACCGUACAGGCUGAAAACAAGAGGAAAGAAAAGCUAAGGCAAAGUAUCGCCCGGCCUAAGCUAGUAAAGACUCCUACUUUCAGUGGAAAUGUUCGAGACAGAAGCUGUUCGUCCGAAUGUCUUCAGAUUGCGUGCACAGGAAACUGUCCCUGUAAGAGGAACCAGUCUGACCGAUGUGGUCACCAUGGCGACACUGUCAUACAUGCCGGAAGUGUCGAUGUGGAAUAUGACCUGUGCAUGCGCCAAAAUCAAUCUCCACCUGAGUCCUCUAAAGUCCCGGAGCGCCCGUGUUGGUCGCAAUCGUGUAACUCCUGCAAAAAGGGCCAUAUGGCCAAGUAUAUUAAUGCAAAUAAUGUGAUUUUAGGGCGCCCUCGCUCCGGUAACUCAACUUACAGUAGUGGGCAGGGAACUCGGAAACUAAAGGACCUCAGAACGAAGGAUUCCUCCCAGCUAACUUCCGGUGUUGUGUCAGAAUUUGAAAAGCUUGGCAUGAAAACAAACAAACCUCCUUACUGUAAAUCACGUAUUCGACCUAAAGGAAGGAAUGCUAUUUCACCAGGCAAAAGUUUUUUCUCCCAAAGAAGAGAGUCUUUGACAAAAUUGACAACAAAGCAAAGACUACAAGCAAUGACGGGAAUAAAAAGCACAGCUAAACGUGCUACGAGGCGCCCACUUACGGCGGAAUAGCCAGUGCUGUGUCGGUAUUUCAUUUUGCUCACUCCAAAUGUAGAACGACGCAAAAAGAACAUAGAAGUGUGCCGAGAUGCAGAAAAUUUUUGUAAAAGAUAUCUUACAAGUAGUCGCGGUUCGUAGAGUGUCGGAAAUCUAUGAGAAUGUCAUGUCUGUACAGAAUCAUUUUUGUUCAUUUUUCACUGAGUGCUAAUUUACGCAUUAAUGUUAAGCUGUGAUGGAUUUCCACAACAUCACUAGCUGAGAUUUGAACGUUUAUAGCAUCACGUGGGGCAAUGUAACGGUAUGUGCCUGUCUUCUUUAUGAAUUAGAACGUAGGUAUAAAAUGUAAGACAUUAAAUCUUGAGUAAUCGAUAUAAAUUUAUUUGUUCUUUUAUAUGUCAGCCUGUGACAUGAAUCGUCAGGAAGAAGAGGUCGAUAGAGAGCACAACCCUUAGCAAUAGUAGGUGUGGAGUUGGGUGGUGAUGUUUGCCUUGUGAGGCUUGUUUAUCAUAACGGUAUGUCUUAGUCAAUAAAACCUCCUCUUUUCGCCAAAGCGCAGUGAAUUGUACUUUUCUAAUAGGUUUGUCGAUUUCAAAUUAAAAACUAUAUAGGCUAUGACUAAACUGUAUGAGAUGUGACUAAACUGUUUGGGAUAUGACUGAACUGUUAGGGAUAUGACUAAACUGUAUGGGAUGUGACUAAACUGUUUGGGGUGUGACUAAACUGCAUGGGGUAUGACAAAACUGUAUGGGAUGUGAAAAAAUUGUUUGG
This is a messenger RNA of Liolophura sinensis, 2437 nucleotides long. RefSeq lists its product as uncharacterized. The record is from RefSeq and is a predicted model, not a curated record. Lineage: Eukaryota; Metazoa; Mollusca; Polyplacophora; Chitonida; Chitonidae. Bases 8 to 1681 code for a protein of 557 amino acids. The transcript has 3 exons.